AUGAACAACCUGGCUCUUACCGGCAAAGAAAUACAUGAAACCAUCGAUGUCGCUGAGGGAGAAGAUCCAUAUAUUGAUUCCAAUAUACCACUUUUUAUUUUCCCUGACUUUGAUACUGACAUAUACGAUCCCUUUCAUCGAACGAUCCUAAAUUUGGACCCCAAUUCCCAGAUGGCAUUUCCAGUGGAUCCUAUCAUAGAUAACCAGAUGGAUCUUGGCCAUAUGGUGCAAUCUCAAGUUUUAGAAGGCCUAGAGCAAGCAAGAACAAGGGAUAUCGUCACCUAA
Zychaea mexicana is the source of this 285-nucleotide messenger RNA. RefSeq lists its product as uncharacterized. NCBI's taxonomy places the organism in Eukaryota, Fungi, Mucoromycota, Mucoromycetes, Mucorales, Lichtheimiaceae. The record is from RefSeq and is a predicted model, not a curated record. The coding region runs from base 1 to 285 and encodes 94 amino acids. The transcript has 3 exons.